Molecule: messenger RNA, 3903 nt
Organism: Penicillium waksmanii
Lineage: Eukaryota; Fungi; Ascomycota; Eurotiomycetes; Eurotiales; Aspergillaceae
Exons: 8
Coding region: 1-3903 (1300 amino acids)
Biological process (GO): glutathione metabolic process
Cellular component (GO): cytosol
Molecular function (GO): 5-oxoprolinase (ATP-hydrolyzing) activity
Source: RefSeq, a predicted model, not a curated record
AUGCCUGAAGGUACUAACAAGAAGCCUUUGCGCAUUUCCAUUGAUCGCGGAGGAACCUUCACCGAUUGUAUUUGCAAAGUGAUCAAUGGGGAAGAUAUUCUUGUGAAAAUCUUGUCCGUCGACCCAAAAAACUAUGCCGACGCACCGACCGAGGCGAUUCGGCGCGUUUUGGAGAUAUACUACAAAACUACACUUCCACGAGGCUCUGAACUAGACCUUAAGGACGUUGAAUGGAUCCGCAUGGGUACAACGGUUGCAACCAAUGCGCUACUCGAGCGCAAAGGCGAGCGAACAGCCCUGCUCGUCACCGAAGGCUUCAAAGACAUCUUGUACAUUGGCAACCAAAGUCGACCGUACAUGUUUGAUCUCUCAAUCCGUCGAUCAGAACCUCUAUACUCAGACGUCUUUGAAGUCAAAGAGCGCGUGACAGUUGGGGCAUGCAGCGAUUCAAAUCUUCGUACUGUGAAGCUGUCAUCUCCAGAACCAGUCGAGUCGAUCCUUGCUACUAGUACUUCUGGUGAGGUUGUCCAAGUGCUUCAGCCUAUCGACUUGGCAAGUGCUCGGGAUUAUCUGCAAGAUAUUUAUAGCAGAGGCUUUCGCUCGUUGGCGGUUUGCCUUAUGCAUUCCUAUAUCUUCCCAACUCAUGAGUUGCAGAUUGGUGAAUUGGCAUCAGAGAUUGGAUUCAAAUAUAUCUCUCUUUCACAUCAAACCUCUCCACGAUCAAAACUUGUUCCCCGUGGUAAUUCCACGGUAGUUGACGCAUACCUGACUCCGAACAUCAAACAAUACCUGGAGCAAUUCUCAAGGAACUUCCCCAAUAUCGACCAGGGCGGGACGCGAUUGGAGUUCAUGCAGUCAGAUGGUGGAUUGGUGCCCUCCUCAAAACUCUCAGGGCUGCACUCUAUUCUUUCUGGGCCGGCAGGUGGUGUCAUCGGAUUCUCAAAAACAUGCUUCGACACAGUAGAGCAGACCCCUGUGAUUGGAUUUGACAUGGGAGGUACUAGCACCGACGUCAGUCGAUACAACGGCGAACUCGACCAUAUCUUUGAAACAACGACUGCCGGGAUCGCAAUUCAAGCCCCACAACUCAAUGUCAAUACCAUCGCAGCCGGUGGAGGAAGCAUACUAGAUUGGAGAGAUGGACUCAUGGCUGUAGGCCCCGAAAGUGCCACCUCCAAUCCUGGACCAGCCUGUUACCGUAAAGGAGGCCCCCUGACUGUGACUGAUGCCAAUCUAGCACUGGGACGCUUACUUCCAGAGGAAUUUCCUUCGGUGUUUGGUAUUAAUGAAGACGAACCAUUAGAUAGAGAAGUUGUUCUUGCCAAGUUCAAGGAUCUCACUCAAACUAUCAACGCAGAGACAGGUAAAUCAUUGACGUGGGCUGAGGUUGCAGAUGGUUUCCUCCAGGUCGCCAACUCAGCAAUGUGUGGCCCCAUUCGAAGUUUAACCGAGGCCAAAGGUCACGAUGUUGCAAAGCAUCACCUCGCAUCAUUUGGUGGCGCAGGGGGUCAACAUGCCUGCGCUAUCGCCGAAGCCCUGGGAAUUAAAAGGGUUUUGAUUCACAAAUACUCCUCUAUCCUCUCUGCCUAUGGAAUCGGAUUGGCGGAUCUCGUGCACGAGGAAGAGCGGGUAUGCGGAAAAGCCUUUGACCAUACUACGUCUCAAACGAUAUACGGCGAUAUGGAACUUCUCGCAGAUGUCGUCCGAGGCAAUGAGACUAUGCAGCCAUUCAAUAAUGUUCAGAUUCGCCGUUUCCUGAAUAUGAGAUAUGAUGGCAGCGAGACUGCAAUCAUGGUUUCCCUGGGUGGUGACUCUGAGGACCCUCGGGAAGACUUUAUUGCAGCCCAUCAUCAGCAGUUCGGAUUCACGCCUACCAACCGCGCAGUAUAUGUUGAUACUAUUCGCGCUCGAGCGAUUGGGUCCAGUGUUUUUUCCGAGCCAUCCGCCACACCUUUGAACCCCCUUCCCAAGUUACUUGCUGGAUCAGUGGCCCCAAUUCCCAAAAUAUGGAGAUCCACUUACUUUGAUCCAAUGGGAUGGGUAGACACACCAGUAUACCACUUUGACAGCUUGACAGAUGGGUUUCAGAUCUCAGGACCGGCCAUCGUUAUUGACAAAACCCAGACAAUCUUGAUCAGCCCGCACUCAAAGGCGACAUUAACACAAGAUGUACUUGUCCUGGACGUGAGCUCCUCAGGCCCUCAAGUGACAAGCACAGAUGCUAUCGACCCAGUUCAGCUUUCCAUUUUCCGCCAUCGGUUUAUGGGCGUUGCAGAGCAAAUGGGACGCGUUUUACAAAAUGUCAGCAUCAGUGCCAAUAUCAAAGAGCGGUUGGAUUUCACGUGUGCGAUUUUCACACCCGAAGGGGACCUGGUCGCCAACGCACCUCAUGUACCCGCCAUGAUUGGAAGUAUGGCCUUUGCCGUCAGAUCUCAGAUUGCCGAGUGGAACGGUAAGCUGCAGGAUGGUGAUGUUUUGCUUUCCAACACACCUGCAUUUGGAGGUGUGCACCUUCCCGACCUCACGGUCAUUACACCUGUCUUUGACUCGGAUGAAAAGAAUAUAAUAUUCUGGGCUGCUUCCCGCGGUCACCACGCCGACGUCGGGGGCAUACUUCCUGGCUCAAUGCCACCCUUGUCAAAACUUCUAUCUGAAGAGGGUGCAGCCUUUGAUUCAUACCUGCUGGUGCGCGCGGGCCAUUUCGACGAGGAAGAGCUCCACCGCAUGCUGUGCGUAGAGCCUGCCCGUUUUCCAGGAUCCAGCGGAUCCCGAUGCUUCCAGGAUAAUGUCACGGAUCUGAAAGCGCAAGUCGCUGCAAACCACUGUGGCAUCCGACUUGUGCGGCAGCUGAUCGAUGAAUAUUCUAUGGGUGUGGUUCAGAUGUACAUGCGCGCAAUCCAAGACUCGGCCGAGCUCGCCGUGCGGAACCUUCUGAAGCGUAUUUUUCAAGAUCACCAUGGAGAAGAGAUAUCUGCGGUGGACUACAUGGAUGACGGAACCCCGAUCAUGCUCAAAGUAACCAUUGACCCAUUAGAUGGUUCCGCCAUCUUUGACUUCACAGGAACCGGUCCGGAGGUUUAUGGAAACUGGAAUGCCCCAAUUGCGAUUUGUAAUUCGGCGGUUAUCUUCGCUUUACGCUGUAUGGUUAACUCCGAUAUUCCCCUCAAUCAGGGUUGCCUCAAACCUGUACAACUUAUUAUCCCCGACAGGUCACUGUUGCGGCCGAGCUUCGAAGCCGCAGUGUGCGCCGGUAAUGUAUUGACCUCGCAACGAAUUGUCGACGUUAUUUUCAAGAGCUUCAAGAUUUGUGCUGCCAGUCAAGGGUGCAUGAAUAAUUUUACCUUCGGAAAUGACGGAGAAAAUGGAUUCGGAUACUAUGAAACCAUUGCUGGCGGAAGUGGUGGAGGCCCCAGCUGGGCUGGUACGAGCGGCGUACAUACCAAUAUGACCAAUACUCGCAUCACCGACCCCGAAUCACUAGAACGCCGCUAUCCGGUCAUUUUGCGUCGUUUCUGUCUUCGCGAUGGGAGUGGCGGUGCUGGAAUGUAUCCUGGAGGAGAAGGUGUCAUCAGAGAUGUUGAGCUGCGGCUACCGAUGUCUGUGUCCAUUCUUUCUGAGCGCCGCAGCUUCGCGCCUUACGGUAUGGCAGGCGGCGCAGAUGGUAAGCGUGGGAAGAACACAUGGAUCACCAAGGCUGGGCGGCAUAUCUCCGUUGGUGGCAAAAAUUCGAUCCGUGUUCAACCUGGGGACAGGUUCGUCAUUGAGACACCAGGUGGUGGUGGAUAUGGAGCCCCUGGGGAGACGAAUAAUUCCAGCGUGGAUCAGUCAACGAUCAUGCCGUCGUUUGUUCCUAUAGCCAACGGCAGUCUAGCCGCCGACCGGAGCUUGGCAGAGGAAGUAUAG